AGCUUUAGCUUAGGAAGAAGAAGCAAACUGGCAUAGAGGUUGGUUUCUAGUGUGAAAUCUUACCCAUUACAUGCUCAAAAAAGGUGGUUUGCGUUUUUACUCGCGUUUUUACUACUUAGUACUUCAAAAGAAGGCUGUGAAAUAUCUUCUGGCAUGUUUUGAUAUUGCCAGCUCAACAGACCAUCAUGGCAACACCGCAUUGCAUACUGCUGCCUACAGAGGACAAGGAGCAGUGGUUGAGGCUUUGAUUAUUACGUCUCCUUCACUGAUCUCAGUAAGAAACAACUCUGGAGAAACUUUUGUUCACACAGCCGUUUCUGGUUUCCAAAAUCCUGCAUUUAAAAGAGUGGACCACCAGAUUAAGCUUAUGAAGCAGCUGAUAUGUGAAAAAAACUUCAAAAUCGAGGACAUCAUUAAUGCUAAGAACAAUGAUGGAAGGACUGCUCUUCACAUGGCCAUCACUGGGAAUGUUCACACGGACCUAGUUGAACUUCUGAUGUCUGCUCAAUCAAUCAAUGUGAAUGUCCACGACACUAAUGGAAUGACUCCACUUGACCUCCUUAGACAGCAUCCUUGUUCUGCAUCAUCAGAUAUGCUUAUUAGACAGUUGAUAUCUGCUGGGGGAAUAUUUGGUUGUCAGGACUAUACUGCAAGGAGAGCCAUGGCUUCACACUUGAAGAUGCAAGGUAAUGGAAGCAGUCCUGGAACUUCUUUUAGAGUAUCCGACACAGAAAUCUUCUUGUAUACAGGGGUUGAGACUGCAAACGCAUCAGAUGCCAGUGCUGCAUACCCAGCAAGUGCAGCAAUGAGUUCGUCUUCAACAGAAGCAAAUCAAUUUGAAAUGACUGAUGAGAGCAAUGAGAACCAAAUCUCUUCAGUUGAUAAGAAACCAGGUUCUAAGAAUAACACAGCACAGAGAUUAAAAAGCGUCCUGUUCUGGCCCCGGCUGAAAGAGAUAAGGACUAAAAGGGUUCAGAAACCAGUAGGUGAGGGUUCUACGCAAUCACAUAAAAAAGGGAAGUGUACAAAUGAAGCUCCAAUCCCGCUUAGGCAGAGGUUUACAAAGCCCCCUUCACCUUCCAGCAACAAAAGGACACUUUCAGUGAGGAGCAAUCAGUCUAGUCCAAUUGCAAGGAAGAAGUUUGCUUCAGGGCUAAUGCAUGGUGUUCUGCGGGCCAUGCCACAUUUAACUGCUCAUGGCCAUUCUCGUUCAAGUUCAUUUUCAAAGUCAUCCAUAUCUUCUCCAAGUCAAUUGGAUAAACAGAAAGGGAUUUUAACUGAAACUGAUUUGGCAGGACCAUCAUGCUCCAGCCAACUACAUGAUGACGGAAAAACAAGUACAGCCUGCUUCAGAAAAUCAUUCAGGAGCCAGUAUUUCUGUUUUGGCACUUCAGGUCUCGCUGUGAAAACUCCAGUUAGCCGGCAGAGGCAGAACCAGACCAUAGCUGAUCCUUCUAUCGUCUUGAUGGCAUGAUUGGCUGAUGAUAAUAAGAGUUGGACUUUGCAAUGAAUUCAUGCAAGACAGAAUUGCAAAGUAGUGACAUGGAAGUUAGUAGGUUCUGUAGUAUUCUGUCUGCUUAAUUUAUCUAGGUUCUGUACUUUGUUAGCUAAAACCUGUGUUGAAAUAAUGAUAUUUAUGUUGCACCAUGAGCAAAUUGGUUUCAGAAUUAUGCAAUGUUCUGUCCUUUAAGCAGCUGGCUUAAUGUGCAUUUGCUACUUUCCUCUGUCAGGAUUUUAUGUAAAG
This is a messenger RNA of Rubroshorea leprosula, 1744 nucleotides long. NCBI's taxonomy places the organism in Eukaryota, Viridiplantae, Streptophyta, Magnoliopsida, Malvales, Dipterocarpaceae. The record is from the annotation of a GenBank genome assembly.